This is a messenger RNA of Meleagris gallopavo (turkey), 7475 nucleotides long. It is a transcript of the gene N4BP1, whose product is annotated as NEDD4 binding protein 1. The record is from RefSeq and is a predicted model, not a curated record. Gene Ontology annotation, cellular component: PML body; nucleus. NCBI's taxonomy places the organism in Eukaryota, Metazoa, Chordata, Aves, Galliformes, Phasianidae. Gene Ontology annotation, biological process: negative regulation of proteasomal ubiquitin-dependent protein catabolic process; negative regulation of protein ubiquitination.
AUGACAGACAUUGAUAUCAUUGACUACGCCAAGGAGUAUAUUAAGGGUCUCUGUGAACCUGAACUAGAAGAAAAAGAAUACUAUCCAAAGGACAUGCACUGUAUUUUUGUUGGUGCACAGAACAUGUUUCUCAACAGUCUUAUCCAAGAUACCUGUGCUGACAUAACCGUACUGGAAAUAGGAUUGCUUAGUAUUAAAGGGGGUGCAGAAGCAGUUGUUAUGGCUCAAAGUCAAGUUCAGCAGUUUGUGAAGCUUUUUGAGAAUAAUGAAAGCUUGUCAAGCGAAUAUGAAUCAGAUAUUAAAAAGCAAUUUAGGCAAUUUGUGGAAGCACAUGCAGAUAAAUAUACAAUGGAUUUAUUGAUUUUGCCUAGCUCGCUAAAAAGAGAACUCCUAACUCUUAUGCAAACUGAAUGUUGUGAGUCAGGGGGUACUAUUAUAGAUCUUACAGGAUCUGGAAGCCCAGCAGAGCUCUUACAGGACAAAACCUCCGAAGUUAUUGUUACAAGCAGAGAUGGAAAAACAGGGGAUGAGGAAGAGAGAAACAAUGCUGGGACUCCUGUAACUGAGCUUACAAAGCAAAUGGACAACGUGUUUUCUGAUGCUCCUGAAAAAAGUUUUGUUCCCAUAAAUGUUGUGCCUCCAUUAGAGGCAAUGGCAUCUAAAGAAAGACAAUCUUGUAAAAGAAGGUUUUCUGAUGCUGAGGAAAGUCUCCCUAAAAAGCAGUUCUCUUUGGAAAAUGACCAGGAAGUGAAUUCUGUCUUGCACAGCGAUCCUUCCAAGAGGGAUACAGUUAUCGAUCUGAUUUCAGGUAGCUGUGGUGAAUUAGAUGAUCCCAGUUACUGUAUAAAAGAAGGUGAUGAUAUCAGUGAGGAAAUAGAAUAUAAGAUUCUUGUAAACUUUUUUAGAACAAUGGGAUAUUCACAAAGUAUUGUGGAAAAAGUUAUUGGUGUUCUAGGACAGUCUGUGGAACCCUUAACAUUGCUAGAAGAAAUUGAAAAAGAAAACUUAAAGUUUCAAAAAGAAAAAGAAUGGUCAUCUAAAACGCCUGGAACUACAAAUCUUCGUUUAGGAAGUAAUGCAAAUAGUUCACAUAAAGUAGAAGAUGAGGAUGUUUCUUGCAAGAAAAAUCCACUUAAAACCAGUCAUACUUCAAAUGAGACGAGAACAGAACGUCACAAAAUCAGAGAGAUCUCAAGUACUCAAGUUGAUGCAGAAGGUAAAAUGCAUGCAUCUGUAUGCAAACCUGUCUCUCCUGGUAAAAGUUCAGCUAUAUGCUAUAAACAAAGAGAUAAUUAUUGUCCUGGUAAGAAUCAUAACUCAACAUCAAGUGAUACAGAAACUGAUGGUUUUGUACCUCUCAGUCCUACGCAGGCUGGAGCUCCCAAAGAUGUUGAUUUUGUAGCCAGAGGGAGCUCAGAUGUGCAGUGUACCUCAGCUAAGAGUAAAAAUGCAGUUCAGCAAAAAUCUGCAGGGUCCUCACCUGUGCAGAAUAGUCAUUCUGUUGUAGAGGACCAGUUAGGACACUGCAGCUCUUAUCAAGUGAGAUCUCCCAACCAACACGCUUCUCAAAUGUCGAAUUUUGAAAAUCCUACCCAAGCCCAUGUAUCGUCUUCAGAGAUAAAUUCUACAAAUCCUGACAGAGAGAUGGACAGAUCAUACAGACGUCAUAUUGAUCCAUCAAUUACUGGUGUCCAAAGAUUUCUGGAAUCUCUCAAAAAGCCAUACAGACUGGAGUUGAAAAAUGAACCUGGGAAACCACAUUUAAAACAUAUCAUUAUUGAUGGAAGCAAUGUUGCCAUUUCUCAUGGAUUAAGGAAGUUCUUCUCCUGUCGAGGAAUUGCAAUAGCUGUUGACUACUUUUGGAAACGUGGCCACAGAAAUAUUACUGUGUUUGUUCCACAGUGGAGAACAAGACGUGAUCCUUCCAUUACAGAGCAGGAUUUCUUAACACAGCUGGAAGAUGUUGGAAUAUUGUCUUUAACUCCUUCAAGGAUGGUGUUGGGAGCAAGGAUUGCUUCUCAUGAUGACAGAUUUUUAUUACAUCUUGCUGAUAAAACUGGAGGUGUUAUUGUGACUAACGAUAACUUCAGAGAAUUUGUGACAGAAUCAUUUGCCUGGAGAGAAAUUAUUCAGAAAAGGUUGCUCCAGUACACUUUUGCUGGGGACAUUUUUAUGGUUCCCGAUGAUCCCUUGGGAAGAAAUGGACCUAGAUUAGAUGACUUUCUUCAAAGUGAAGGCUGUUCUAGAAAUUUUCUGUCAGCACAAAAAACUUUACAGAGCAGAGAGCAAUAUUCUUCUGAGACACCUUUCUUCAUGCACGUUACCAAUCCAACCAGCAGCAGUCAACAGCCUAAAAAUCGAGCAUAUGGUGAUCGUUCAGCAGCAUGGCUUCCAUUGGAUACAAAUAUGAAGGCUUGUCUGUCAAUUCCACCACAAAGAUCUGCCUCAGAAACAGUACGAUUAAGAGAAGCCCUGAUAAAAAUAUUUCCUGAUUAUGAGCAAAGACAGAAGAUUGAUAAAAUAUUAGCUGAUCAUCCAUUCAUGAGAGAUCUUAAUGCACUAUCUGCCAUGGUGCUUGACUGAAGAUUAUACAGGGUUUUUAUAUCACAACUGAUCAGACUAAAUGUCAGUAUGAGUAAGAAUGUUGCUCUGUCAUGUUACUUUGUGAAUAUUCAGAACCUAAUUUUAUUUGUAUAAACAAUGUUUUUAUGUAUGUCCUGUUGCUAAUAGAUGCCAGUUUUUGGUAAAUUAAAAACUGCUGCUACUACAGAUCUGUGUAAUAUUUUCUAUGAAAAAUCUUCCACUUCACUUUAAUUGCUUAUUAAAGCAGUAAUGGUUCUAAAGAACUGAUGUCAUUUUAAAUAACAUGUUAGUAUGUUCUAGAAAACAAAAGCACUUAUGUGCUUCUCGUACCUACUUCACUGAAAACCUUCCAAAUAUUUCUUGGUGAAAAUACAAACAGGCAUUUUAUUAUUUUCAGAUACAGGGACUGCUGUAUAAUGUUUAUGUGCUUUCCUUAGGUCUUCAUCAUAUAUUUUGGAAGUAAUGUAUACUCCUAAGGGUCUGUGAACAACUGAUGACCACUGUGUGGAAGCUGUAUUGGAGUCUGGUGUACUGUUGCAAUACUAUCACAAGAUGGCAUUAUGCACCUGUUGGUUUCUAGUGAUCAAGAGCCAAGAUUUCUGACCAUAUUCAGAUGUGCUAGUUCUUAUAUAAAGAGUAAAUGCAAAGCAGACAACAGUAAGUGUUGCUAUGGAUAAUACUAAAUAUUGUAUGAAUAAAUUCUGGAUACUAAACAGACUCGCAGGUAAUAUUACAGGUGACUAGUAAGUUCUGUGUACACGGCCAAGAUGGAGGCCAAAGAGUGCACAAACAAAAAAAGCCUUUUGCCUGUUCAUCCAGACUGUGGGUUAUAUUGUAAGAGCAGUUAAAAGUAAGAUUCCAGCAAGAAUGUGUAAAAUCACAACUCUCAUCAAUAGAAGGUGCUUUUAGUGCUUUAAAAUUUCUGUGAUGCAUGUGUUGCUCUUAAAAUACUAAUUGAUACUAAUCAGUAUGCCUCUGGAAUAAUUUAAGUACCUGUGGUGUUUUGUUUAUCUUUGCCCUGCCUGUUUUAAACAAGAAUCCUGCAAUAGGCUAUUAACAAAACAUGAUGCUGUUUAUAUAGGAAUUACAUGCUGUGCCUUGUGCAAAGCUAGUACACUGCAUUUAAACCUGUUCUGGGAUCUGGCCCAAAAGUAAGGUAGCAGGAAAGUUGAAUGUAGUUUCCAGAAACUGGCAAGUAGGACCAGGAGCAAAGUGAAGAUUACAAUGUCUGUGUACACACUUAAGUCUUCAUGCUUUCCUUUAAAUAUAUUUUCUUUUGUGCUUUUUUUUCUUUCUUGUGACUGAAAGCAUGAGGUAUGGAGCCCAUGCUAAACUUCUGGCAUGCUGAGCCUUAUCUUGAAGAGUAGGAAUAUUGGUUUUCCCUGGACUUUGAAAUCACUGCUUUAGAAGCCAGAUCUACUGAUGAACUAAGGAAAUAGGUGUUGGAAGUUUCUCACAGUUGUCUCAGAUGACCUCUUCAUAUGCAUUGUGAGCUCAGAAAUAGAAGGCUCUCUCAAUAGGAGCUGCAGCAAGAGCAAAACUAAAAUAUAUUAGGAGCAGUUAUUGACAUACUCAAAAAAGGAACAAAGUGAGAAGGAAGAAAUUGCUCGAAUGUGGUUAUGCAUCCAAAUAGACUGUGCUUUUUUUUCCUUCAUACUUGAGUGGACAAUUCAUAGGUCUGGCCAAGUGAGCGAAGUUAUCUUAACUGCACAACUUUCCAAAAGAAGUAAUGCUCAACUAAUAAAUCCUGUGUGAUCAGCAAUGUCUGUCUUCACAAAGUCUUAGGUCUUUAAAGCCUGUCAUCACUGAUGUGAGAGGGUGUUUUAAUGAGCUGUAGGGAAGUAAGUUGCAAUCAGUCGAGCAUUUCCACUUAAGUGGGAUGGGAUCCUGAGGAGGAAAAUGAUGCUGAAUUUGAUAAUUCUGCUUAGCAUUGCAUCACAGUGAGAUGGAGAAACUUUUGAUCAGCUUCUAAGAAGCUCUUCUAGAAGUGUUGUGCUUUAACCUGUGUGGUAGCUGAGCACCACACAGUUGUUUGCAUGCUCUCCCCCUUCCAAGUGAGAUGGGGAGAAAAUUAUUUUUAAAAAAAAAGUAGAACUCAAGGGUUGAGAUAAAAAUUAAAAGGAAGAGGAGAAAAUGAUAUUCGUUAAUAAUUAUGUCUGUAGCAGAUGCACAAGCGAUUACCACCCACCAACAAAUUAGCAGCUGGUCCCUGAGCAGCAGCAGGUCAUCCAAUCUAACUCCCCCAGUUUUUCAAACUUUCGUUCUGCAAGAUAUCAGCAGGAGUAGAGAAAACUGAAACAUCCUUGACUGUACAGCUCUGCUCAGCAACAAUUAGAAACAUCAGUGCUAUCAACAGUCUUUUUCUCCUAAAACCAAAACAGCAUCAUACCAGGCACUGUGGAGAAAAGCAACUCUGCCCCAACUGAAGCUAAAUAAGGAAAAUUAGAAAAAUAAGCCAAGACCAGUACAGACUACUCUAUAUCUUCUUUGCUCAGCAGUAUACUCAAAACUGAAAUGAAUCAUGUAGAGCAGAAGUGCAGGUAAAGAAAUACAGUUUUAUUUUCAACUCUCACAAGGAGUGAAGAAGAUAAGAGUAUGACCCUGCAGGGGCAGCCAAAGAUAGGUACCAUGUUGACUACAUCCAGUAAGGGAGAUAGGGAAGAGUAAACUCCUCACUAGCUAGCGGUGGAUUGAAGGGCUACAUUAAUACCCGUAAAUGUUAAUGUGCUGCUCUUUUCUGAGCUAAACAUCCAAUUUGAAAAGAAUUAAAGAGGAAUGUAGUGUCAAGUGCUCAACAGAGUAGUAGUUGAUUACUUUUGCAUGAUGUAAGAAGCAUAGCUGGGAAUAGUAGCUCUAAAACCUGUCAUCUAACUGCUUUUUCCCAGGAGCACAGACUAGACAAAUUAACUGAUUUCUGUGGCAUUUAUGGAUAUUAAAGCAAGCUGUCUAAACUGUGAAAUUGAAUUGUUCCUGUGAAAUGAGUCCCAGUGAGACCACAGGUUGUUUUCUAUUUUAUUUUGGUUUGUUAGGUUCUGUUCUGCCUUCAGGUUUGAGUUUUAGGCACUAGCUCCGACCAUUGUCACUAUGGUCUCAAUUUUCCUUGAAGAAAGUGGAUAGAGCUUUUGCAGUGCUAUGUCUAUGGUAGAAGAACACUUGAUUGCAUUUCCUCUAUGUUUUGAACAAAAUCAUCACUGUGUUUCUGUUUUGUUUUCACUUGUUCCUGAUUCCCUACUAGCUUACUUGCUGUAUGAACAGCCGUAAAAUCCUCUCUCAGUGCACAACAGAUCUGGACUGCAUGAAGAAGAGCAGCUGAGAAAGCCUUGUUGGAACCACCAUCAUUAAAAGCUCAUCAAAACAAUUAUUUUUUUUUUAGGAUUUUUAAUGGCAAAAAAAAAAUACUGCUUUUCUAUGCAUGAAAGUUUGUCUGCAAUGCUCCUUUAUUUAGUGUAUAAAAUUCUUAGAAUUCAUGUGGAUGUUCAGUUAAAUCAUUCUCACUUGUCAAAGAGAGACGCUGUGGCACAAGGAAGACCUGACUUACCUCACACCGAAUGCUCCUGAGGGCCUUACCACAGUAACAGCUUGCUCUGUCCAUCCUCCUCAUCCCACCACGGUAUCUGUUUUGGAUACCGUGCAGUGCUGACAUGAGGGCUCUUCCUCAGUUGGCUCUGGUAUCACUGCUGCUGGCUCCAAGGCAGCCCUGUUGCUGUGCAGCCUCAAAGGGUGUCCGUCUUGUUUCACUUCAGGUGAGCUGUUGUGAGGAGGACAGGAAAAAGGAGGUGAGGAAGCAGAAAGGAAGGCUGAUAUUCUGCUUAGCAGAAGGCUUUGCAAGCUUGUGUAUCAAUCUGGGCUGCAGAAGGUAAAUGUGACGCAGAUGAGAGAUUGGUAGGUAACUGGCAGGGGAUGGUGGAGCACAAGGCACCCCCCUCAGCACUGCAAUAGGUGUAUGUUUUAAAUGAGCUUACAUCUCACCAUUCUGUCUGCACUGAUGGCCCCAACAGGGUGUCAUCAUGUCAGUACUAAGCUGAAGUGGUAAGCUGCAGGUAUGCUGCUACGCUGAGCAGCCUACACACAAAGCAAGGGAUGUCAGAGGGGUCAGAACUCUUCUGUUUUUACAGAAUGCACUUCCUGUUAUGUCUAUGAUUUAAUACUGUGUAAACACUGUAGAAAUCUGUUGAAGGAGAUGGGAUUCAGUAUUUUUUACAUCCCCAUGCGGAAAGACCUCUGUUGGUAUAAAUUACUUUGCCACAACUGAAAGCUGAGAUCUGGGGGUUUGUUUUUCUUGUCCUGAGUGAUUGAGCUACGCCUGAAAAAUGUUAAGUAUUGUGUUCUUAUUCCAAAAUAAAUAUUCAUGUUUGGACUUAAUCAAGAAUAGAUGAAUCACUUCAAAGUCACAGUUACUUACUCAAGUGUAGACAGAACCCCAAUGUGGUCUGGGGACUUUGUUUGUGCUUGGUUUUAAAGGGAAAUGGCUUCUCUAUUUGUUAUGUUUGGACUGGUGUUAACUAUAGGCCCCCUAAAUCAUCUAGAGCUGUGUUCAUGUCUGAGCACAGUUCUUUCACUCGUGUAUCCUGGCCUCAUACAUUUUUAUUUUUAGGUGCCAAUGUGAGAAUAUGUGUAUAUUGCAAUCUUCAUCUCUUUCUCUAAAUUCUGUUCUUAAAGCACACAUUAUGCUAUUCAACCUUUACUGAAGGAAACAUAACAACACAGCUGCACUUAAUCAAAUUACAUACAAGUUCUACAUUUCAGUGUCACUCUAGCUCUACUGGCUGUUCCUGGUUUACAGUCCAUAGAGACACACAUGACUUCCCAGCACUUCCGCAGGAUAGAACCAAAAUGGAAAUGUUUUGAUAAUGGUCACAUUUUUCUCCCUUUCUGCACUAAUUAAAAAAAAA